Molecule: messenger RNA, 2238 nt
Organism: Calypte anna (Anna's hummingbird)
Lineage: Eukaryota; Metazoa; Chordata; Aves; Apodiformes; Trochilidae
Gene: DAPP1
Product: dual adaptor of phosphotyrosine and 3-phosphoinositides 1
Exons: 9
Coding region: 129-914 (261 amino acids)
Source: RefSeq, a predicted model, not a curated record
CCCGGGGCCGGGUCUCUCCCUCACCGGGACGGGGCGGGCGCUACCCGGGGCUGGGGCCGCCGCCCGGGCCGCGCACUUCCUCAGCGUCCCCCGGCGGUACGGAGCGGGGAGACAUCCGCGGAGGGACGAUGACCCAGCGACGGGAGCACGGAGCCACCGAGCCGCUGGACAGGGAACUGGAGGCCUUGGGGUGGUACCAUGAUAACCUCACCAGACAUGCAGCAGAGGCACUGCUGCUUUCCAAUGGGCAGGAUGGAAGCUAUCUCCUGAGGAAAAGCCAGGAAAGGGAAGAUCUGUACUCCCUCUCUGUAAGGGGAAAAGAUUCUGUGAAACACUUCCAUAUUGAACAUACAGGAACUUCGUUCAAAUUUGGAUUUAAUGAGUUUCCUAGCUUGAAGGAAUUAGUCAUGCACUUUGCAAAUCAGCCUUUAAUUGGGAGUGAAACAGGAACUCUCAUUGUCCUGAAGCAUCCCUACCCCCGGGCAGUGGAGGAGCCUGCCAUCUACGAGUCUGUGCGGGUGCACACAGCCAUGCAGACAGGCAGGACAGAAAGGGACCUGGUUCCCAAUGCUCCCUCACUCGGUACUAAAGAAGGAUAUUUGAUAAAACAAGGCAAAAUAGUCAAGAACUGGAAGACAAGGUGGUUUACACUGCACAGGAAUGAACUUAAGUAUUUCAAAGACCAGACAGCCACAGAACCAAUUCGGGCACUGGACUUAACUGAAUGCUCAGCUGUGCAGUUUGACUAUUCCCAGGAGAGAGUCAAUUGUUUCUGCUUAGUGUUCCCACUGAGGACAUACUACCUGUGUGCAAAAACUGGAGUGGAGGCUGAUGAGUGGAUGAAAAUACUGCGCUGGAAACUGUCACAAAUCCGGAAGCAGGUGGAGCAGCACAGUGCCCCCCUCAGUUCCUAGCUGUACCUCCAGCUGGCAGCACUCUGCCCAGGGGAAGGCACCACUGACAAGAGGAGGGUUUCACAUCUCCCAGUGACACCUGCCACGUGUCUGUGCCUGCACAGGGACUCUGGCUCUCAGCUCUGCAACUGGGUGCUCUCGGGCUGGGCAGUCACUGGUGGAGACAGUUGUAAGAUCAGAGUGUUGGUUUGGGUGUGCACAGUGCACACCGAGUUCACAGCAGCCACCCUGUCACACUUCUCUGGCUGUUUGAGGCACUCUCUUUGAUAAUUGAUUGCAAGAUCCAUCUCAAUUAUCCAUCAGCAGCAUCUUCUGCAACCUGGAGCCUGUCACUUAAAGCCACUCCUUUCUGGAAACAUUAACUCUGUCUUUUGUUCAGGCUCUUAAAAGAAGAAUGAGAGAGGUAAUGACAUUUUUUGUAAACAGUACCCUGUAUUACAACCCAGAGAGUAUCCCAGCACCCUUUUGAAGGUGAUGGAUGAGUUCUGCUGCAGUCCAGGUGUGUGUGGCUCAUGAUGUGAUGGCUGCAGGUGAAGAGCUGUUUCCCACAGCACUUGUGGGUGAGGGUAAGCAGCAUCCUGCCAUAGCUCCUGGUCACAAACUGGGAUGAUGAGAAACAGGCAGCAGGUUCCCAGCAGCUCUGCCACCUAAGCACAGGUGACAGGCCUGUGCAAGAAGCCUUUGUUACUAAAAUUAUGUGUUGGCCCCCUUAAAAAUGGGCUGGAUUUGGUACUUUUGGCUCAUGCAGAAAACUCAAUACAAGGUUUUGCCCAGAACUGUGUUCUAGAAUCAAGUGCUGCUUGCUUUAUAGUAAAGAAGAUCAGCCACAGAAAAAGCACCACGUACAGUCAAAGUACACAUUUAAAAGAACCCAUCCAGCUGAUGGAAAUUCCCACCUGCAUCUGGAGGACUUGCAGAGAUACCAUGGGGUUGGGGCUCCCUAACAGAGCUGUGAAGUGGAAGCACAGAACUUUGGUGCUGUAGUCAAAAUAAACCUUACGUUUUGAAGCAAAUUUUGAUGCAGCUGCAGGGCCUGGUCUCACAGCUGACAGAGCUGCAAGACCCCCGCAGGAUCCUGCUCCUCCCCCAGGGAUGAGGAAAGGGGAGGGGGACACAUCCCCCUAGGUAAUGGUCACAUUUCUACCAGAAGUGCCUUCACACCUUCUGCUGUGCAGAGUGCUGUGGCACUGGGCUUCCUGCUGCUGACACAGCAGCUCAGUGGCCAUCAGAUGCCUUUACUGUGAAAGGACUUCAGAAAAGGGGGGGAACAUACUGCAAGAAAAAAGUAUAGAUUUGGACAUAGCAAUUGGGGUUUAUUUCAACU